AUGGCGGACACCAAGGUAGAGACUAUAGCUCGACUCGCACAGUGGAAAAUCGAGAGCUUUGGCCCAACUUCUCCCUACAAAAGAUCCGACCCGUUCAAAAUCGGUAUUUGGAACUGGCAUUUAUCGGUGGAGAGGAAUCGGUCCACGUACAUCCGGCUUUUCCCCGAACCUUCGCGGGUUUCCAAGGAGCAGCCGCCGGUCGCCCGGUUUGUCAUACGCGUCAACCCCACCGGCUCCAAUCGCAGGCCCUACGUUUCUCCCAUUCAUGAGAGACUACUCCGGACAAGUGAUGACUUUGCCUGUAUUGUCGACAUCAACUUCCAUGGCCGUUUCACGAUUGAAGUCGAGUUUCUGGACCUUAAGAUCUGCCCUUUAAAUGGUGGAGAAGGCAGCUCCAUAUGGCCCACAGACGCCACAUUGCAGCACCAGUCGGCUCAAACCACCCUCCGAAGCCUCUCUCGUAUGCUCGAAGAAGGCAUCCACGCUGACCUCAUCAUCACCACCGCUGAUGGCACUCUCCGGGCCCACAAAUCCAUACUCUCCGCAAGCUCCCCCGUUUUCCACAGCAUGUUUCAACAUGACCUCAAGGAAAAAGAGUCCUCGACAAUCGAGAUUCAAGACAUGACUAGCGAGUCGUGCUUGGCCCUUCUCAGCUACUUAUACGGCUCGAUAAAUCAAGAAGACUUCUGGAGGCACCGUUUGGCUCUGCUGGGCUCGGCAAAUAAGUAUGAUAUUUCAGACUUGAAAGAUGCUUGUGAGGAGAGCCUCUUGGAAGACAUAAACUCGGGGAAUGUGCUCGAGAGGCUGCAAGAAGCCUGGCUUUAUGGGCUGGAGAGGUUGAAAAAGGGUUGCUUGAUGUAUUUGCUCGAUUUUGGGAAGAUUUACGAUGUGAGGGAGGAGAUGAACGAAUUUUUCAGGCAGGCUGAUCGGGAGCUCGUGGUGGAGAUGUUCCAGGAGCUGCUUGCGGUUUGGAAACUGAUGUAA
Molecule: messenger RNA, 984 nt
Organism: Striga hermonthica
Lineage: Eukaryota; Viridiplantae; Streptophyta; Magnoliopsida; Lamiales; Orobanchaceae
Source: the annotation of a GenBank genome assembly